AUGUCCAUAGGUGCGAAUGCAAUCUUUCGACCACAUAAUGCCGCAACAGCAGCGCUUAUAAAGUUUGUUCCCAAUUUUGUUGCUCUGCGUCUUAGUUGGACUCAGAAUUCUCUUCGAAGUGAAGGCUUAGAACAGUUCGUGGAAGAGUUUCUUCCAGUCAUCAGAGAAAACAAUCCUCAGAUAAAGUACUUCUUACACAGGACUUACACGGAAUGCGAUCCUUUCGUUGUUGGGGAAUAUACGUGGUUGCGCAGCCGCAGGAAACGUGCGUCAUGGCGGUCAAAGCAUCAAGUUCUAUCCAUGGUUGAGGAAAUGGCUGUUGGCGGAGACUACAGGCCUGGCAUGAAACGUGGCGUAAACAGACGCCUUCCACGCGGGCAGGAACUGUGGGAUACUGAGACUAUGGGUCACGAUGUUUUUAAG
This is a messenger RNA of Strongylus vulgaris, 423 nucleotides long. The record is from the annotation of a GenBank genome assembly. NCBI's taxonomy places the organism in Eukaryota, Metazoa, Nematoda, Chromadorea, Rhabditida, Strongylidae.